CCGUUGAGUGCGCACAUGCUUCCACGUAAGUGACAGGCACUGUGCGAUAUUAACCUCCCGAAAGAUCUAAAUGGGCAUCGGUUCUUCUUAAUUUUCAAAUUUCCUAAGUAUAAUCGUGAACUCUUGAAUAAGAGUCGUUGGGGAAAAUGGUGUCGGUCUUAAAUACGGUCGAUACCGGCCACGAGGACAUGAUUCAUGACGCGGAAAUGGAUUAUUACGGUUUAAGAUUGGCCACUUGUUCCAGUGACAACUCCGUGAAAAUCUUCGAUUUGAAGAACGGGUCGCACAGUUUAGUAGCCGACCUCAAGGGGCACGUUGGACCCGUAUGGCAGGUCACCUGGGCACACCCGAAAUUUGGGAAUCUGUUGGCGUCUUGUAGUUACGAUCGGAAAGUGAUUAUUUGGAAAGAACUCGGAGAAUGGACCAAGAUCUAUGAGCACACUGGCCACGAUUCUUCCGUCAACUCAGUAGCUUGGGCACCGCACGAGUUUGGUUUGGUUUUAGCCUGCGGUAGUUCUGACGGUUCAGUGUCUAUACUCACCAAUAAUGGAGACACUUGGGACACGCAAAAGAUCACGAAUGCGCACUCCAUUGGAUGCAAUGCUGUCAGCUGGUGCCCUGCUAUAGAACCCAGUCUCGAUGCGAACGGAACGCAGAGAAAUGGUUUGGUGAAGAGAUUAGCCACAGGCGGUUGUGACAAUUUAGUUAAAAUUUGGAAGGAAGAGAACGAUAGGUGGAUAGAAGAAGAUAAACUGGAAGCACACAGUGAUUGGGUAAGGGACGUUGCAUGGGCACCUGCGGUUGGACCGUCGAAAGCUGCUUUAGCAUCCUGUUCACAAGAUCGUCGCGUGAUUAUAUGGACUUCGAAUGAUUAUACCAGCUGGACACCAACUAUCCUCAAUGUUUUCGAUGAUGUUAUUUGGAACGUCAGUUGGUCGUUGACUGCAGGUAUUUUAGCAGUUAGCGGCGGAGACAAUAAAGUGUCCCUUUGGCGCGAGAACACCGAAGGACAAUGGAUGUGCAUAUCUGAGACAAAUAAAGGCCAGGGGAACCUUAAUAACACCGAUCAACGCGCGUUAUAAUAUUCGAGGGUAAAACAUAGGAUAAUAUUUUCUACCAAUAAGAAUUGUAAAUUAAAAAUAUCAUUCAAUAUUAAUAACAACUUUAUUCCGUU
Molecule: messenger RNA, 1174 nt
Organism: Ceratina calcarata
Lineage: Eukaryota; Metazoa; Arthropoda; Insecta; Hymenoptera; Apidae
Gene: Sec13
Product: nuclear pore and COPII coat complex component secretory 13
Exons: 3
Coding region: 147-1082 (311 amino acids)
Biological process (GO): positive regulation of TOR signaling; COPII-coated vesicle budding; protein import into nucleus
Cellular component (GO): COPII vesicle coat; nuclear pore outer ring
Molecular function (GO): structural molecule activity; protein binding
Source: RefSeq, a predicted model, not a curated record